Molecule: messenger RNA, 4390 nt
Organism: Zootoca vivipara (common lizard)
Lineage: Eukaryota; Metazoa; Chordata; Lepidosauria; Squamata; Lacertidae
Gene: CPPED1
Product: calcineurin like phosphoesterase domain containing 1
Molecular function (GO): hydrolase activity
Source: RefSeq, a predicted model, not a curated record
CUCCAUAGACCACGCCUUUCCCCUCUCUUGCUCCCGAGUUUGCUCCUUCCCGUUCCCAGCGGUGGGAGGAGUACCGGGCAGUCCUGUUGGUGGUCUGUUUUUGCUCUAGGGUAGUUGAGCAGGCACGCCAUGGCCGGCAAAGAGCAGGAUGAACUCCUAAAAGCCCGGAACCGUACUCUGAGCGCUUUCCGCGAAGAUGUGGAACAGGAAUGGAGAGCCCCUUUCUACUUCAUUCAAGGAGCAGAUCCUCAGUUUGGAUUGAUGAAAGCUUAUUCAAUUGGCGAUUGUGGCCAUGGAGGCGACGAAUGGGAAGAGGAGCUCAAACUAACACAGCAAGCAGUGCAAGCGAUUAACCAGCUGAACCCCAAACCGAAAUUCUUCGUACUCUGCGGAGAUCUCAUACAUGGCAUGCCAGGGACACCCUGGCGGGAGGCACAAAUACAGGACUUGAAAAGCACCCUGAAGGGUGUCAGCAGUGACGUCCCCCUGGUCUUCGUCAGUGGCAACCACGACCUUGGGAACACGCCAACACCUGAAACAAUUGAAGAUUAUUGCCAAAAGUGGGGUGACGAUUACUUCAGCUUCUGGGUCGGAGGGGUCUUCUUCCUCGUGCUGAAUUCUCAGCUGUACUUUGAUGCUUCCAAGUGCUUGGAAUUAAAGCAGGCCCAGGACGAGUGGCUCCAGCAGCAGCUUGCAAUGGCCGAAGCGAGAAAGUGCCGGCACGCUGUCGUGUUCCAGCACAUCCCUCUGUUUCUGAGGGAACCCGAUGAAGACCACGACUAUUUCAACCUGGAGAAGUCCAUUCGGCACGAGCUCUUGGAGAAGUUCCGCAAAGCAGGUGUCAAAGCAGUGUUUUCCGGGCACUACCACCAAAAUGCUGGCGGCUCCUACAAGAAUAUCGAAAUGGUUGUUUCGUCUGCCAUCGGGUGCCAGCUGGGCAAAGACACCCAUGGGCUAAGGGUGGUGGCUGUCACCCCCGAGAAGAUUGUUCACAGAUACUACAGUUUGAACGAACUGAGCAAUCGAGGGGUCGAGAAAGACAUCGCGGCUUUGCUUAACCAAAACUAGCCAUUUCUUUCCUCUGCCACAAUAUGGGGGGGGGGCGGCCCUCUGCAGCCCAGGGCGAGGUAUCAGAAUUGUGGGUUGUGUUAUUUUCUUUGUGUUUUUUAAAACAGUUGGCCAUGGCAAAGAUUUCUCAUCAUAAUCAGAAAGCGCCUGAACACCGCAAAGUCAAACAGGCAGUCAGGGGGAUUAUAUUCACCUGUCAAGGGUGCGUAUAAAUUUAACUUGUGCUAUAAAAAGUAGUGGCAGCGCUAUUGAUUUUGUAAUUAAGGAGAUAUUCUGAGAAUGCGCUGUUCUUAGAAUAAACCACUUUUAUAGCAGCGCUUAAAUGCACUCGCGAACAAACACACGGCACAACCGUCUACAUGACAGCCCAAUAAACAACAGGAGGCUGCGGAGAAACCAAAUGCCACGUUAAUGGAAGAAUGAAAGGGGUUUGCCCUCAGUUCAAAGCAAAUGCUAGGUACACAUAUGCAAUUAUAGGGUAGCUGUAAGAAGCUGAAAAAUAUUCUAUACGUGUUUCUAAUAAGGAAAUACACCUGUUGACAUGUGCAAUUUGCCACAGGUCUAUCGUGCCUCACAGAGGCUCCAUCUGCCCUUAUAAGUUUAAAGCAGCAUCGGGCCACUUAGCAAUCAUGGCUUGCCCCAAAGAAUCCUGGGAGCUGUAGCUUGUUCAGGGUGCUAGGAAUUGUCAGGAGACACACACAUACACACACCCAAUUCCUCUAACACAGGCAUCCCCAAACUGCGGCCCUCCAGAUGUUUUGGCCUACAACUCCCAUGAUCCCUAGCUAACAGGACCAGUGGUCGGGGAAGAUGGGAAUUGUAGUCCAAAACACCUGGAGGGCCAAAGUUUGGGGAUGCCUGCUCUAACAGAGCUACGUUUCCCAGAGUUCCCUGGGAAGAGGGAUUGGUUGUUAAACCACUCUGAGAAUUGUAUCUCCAUACUAGGAAGGGGGUGUCUCCUCUAAGCACCCUUAACAAACUACAGUUCCCAGGAAUCUUUGGGGGGGAGCCAUGGCUGUUUAAAGUGGAAUGGAGAGCAGGGUUGUCUCCAGGUGUGGAGGGGUUCCUGGCCGAGUGCCCUUGGGUGGCUUUCUUUGACAUCAGUGGGCUCCCCCUGGUGGUUAUAGCAGCAGCAACUUCCCACACUUCACCAGUGUACCAUCACAGCAGUGGAUUGUGGGCAAUAUAAAAUGGCGGGUUGCCCAGGUGAGCUCCACCUGGGUGCCGUGUUCUGACCCCCCAGGACCCUUACAAGAGAGGGCAUUUCCAGGAUCCGGGGAGUCCCGUCUCAAGAGACAACGCUCUACAGCCUUCCAUUUAAAUGCUCAUUUUAUGGCAUUUUUGCAUUGAUCGCUUGAGUAGGCCCUGCGCGUGUGCGCACUGCUCAACGGUAGGCACGACUUGACACUGAUUCACCACCCAUGAAUCAGUCCUCUGAAAGGAAAUCAUUUAGAGCUUGCCAUUUCCACCUCACCGCAAACAAACCUAAAUCAGCGGUGAGCUAAUUUAACUGUUUGCAGCUCCAGCCAAGAAAUUCCGGGAAGUUGUCGUUUGGUGUGAGUACUUGGAAUUCCAUUAGAGAGCCCUAAGUCAUUCGCAGAAAUACAAUUCAUGGCGCUCUGCCCUUAAAACCAACGGAACAAUCGGUUUAAACCAUUUUUUUUUUGUUUGCUGGUUUCUCCUCUUCUUACACAUUUUGAUUUCUUAAAAGAAUGAAAUUGAACUCACACUCUGUGCCGGGGGUGGGGGAGUAUUUUCUCAAUGGAGUAAUGGUGUUAAUUGAGGUCUUUUGAGUCCAGGGUUAUUUGUAGGUGGCUUAAUAAUCCUACAAAACUGGUGGGUGGGUUUUUUUGUUUUUUUGCUUUUAUGGUUUAAUAGGUUUCUCGUGUUUGUAUGAGGGACCAGUCCAUAUUUUAAAGGAUGGAUAUAUUUCUUAUUAAGGAAUAUAAUGUGUUGUGUCAGCACCAACCAUGUGUCUUUUGGGGUUCCCAGGCUUUCCAAAUGUGUGCAUGUAGGGAAUUUGCAGGCGAAUGGUACGACAAAUUGGUGUGAAAUCACUUUUCAAUGAAUAACAAAUCGCCUUCCUGUGCUUUAAAACAGCCUGCACUUGGUGUGUGGUUAUAUAAGUGCAGUUGAUAUGUUAUCAAGUAAAAUGGCAACAUUAAAAAAAAAGAAGACAUAUUUUUAAAAUGCAUAAACAGCUACUUCAAGUGAUCAUUCCAAACUGAAUUGUUCCAUUUUAAACUGAAUCCCUGUCAGCUCGACUCAGAACACAAAUUGAAUAAAUGGAAUCACUGUUGUUUAGUCGUUUAGUCGUGUCCGACUCUUCGUGACCCCAUGGACCAUAGCACGCCAGGCACUCCUGUCUUGCACUGCCUCCCGCAGUUUGGUCAAACUCAUGUUCGUAGCUUCGAGAACACUGUCCAACCAUCUUGUCCUCUGUCGUCCCCUUCUCCUUGUGCCCUCAAUCACUAGCUCAAUGGAAUCACUAGCUCCGCCCAGAUGUUAAAGGCUUCCUAAAUUGAAGGGAGAGUGGGAUCUGUUCCUACCAAGACCUGGUGUUCUCCAUGGUGAAGAUCUGCAGAAGGAGUUCUGAAAUGCGCAGGGAAGCAAUUCUCAAUGCACACCUUUAUCCACUGCGGAGCAGAGACAGAGGAAAUGUGGCCUUCCAAGGGGUUAUUGGACUCUUAUUCCCAUUAGCCCCAGCCAGCUUGGCCAACAGUGAGGGAUGGUGAGAGUUGGAGUCCAAUGAUGCCCGGAGGGCCAAAGGUUCCCCCCAUGCUUGGUGAUCUUCAGCUGGUGGGUUGGGACCCAAUAUUGGUUUGUGACCUGAUGGAAGGAUGGGUUGAAACAGCCGCAUGAUCAAGAUAAAAAUAGUGAUGGGGAGGAGAGAGAAGGGAGGGGAUAAAUGUCCCCAAAUACAUAUUUGGAUUAUAAUUGAGUCCCAGGUCUGAAAAGUUUGAAGACCACUGAUAUAGAGGUGAUUGGGAUGUGGCAGAGGGGGUGAUAUAACUCAGCAAAUCCCUCCUCUCCCCACAAAUAUUUUUCACACGCAGGAGGGCUUUAGCCACUCAAGUGGCCACUGUUUGAUCUUUUUUUAAGGUGAAUGAUGUAGAAAUGUUCUUGUUUCUUUAGUUUCUUUCCCCUUUUCAGGGGGAUUUAGAAUGGUUAUGAUUGUUUGCCUGUUGGCCUUAAACCUGUUUGACCUCCCUGAAUGGAAAACCAAUUUUUUAAAAAAAUGGGGUGAGAAAUCUCCUUACUUUGAUCUUUUUUUCAUACAGGCAGUCAUAAAAAAAUAAAAUAAAAAUCUCCAUUUGCAAUA